Molecule: messenger RNA, 1771 nt
Organism: Closterium sp. NIES-67
Lineage: Eukaryota; Viridiplantae; Streptophyta; Zygnematophyceae; Desmidiales; Closteriaceae
Source: the annotation of a GenBank genome assembly
CCUUCCCUCCCUCCCUGCCACGCUCUUGCUCGCUUCGCAUCGCGUACUUGAGGGCGUGUAGCCUAGUGAAGCUGCAACUGCAGCUGCAGCGUGCCAUUUACCUUCACCUCCACUCGCUCUCCUCUCCUCCGCCCACCUCGCCCUGAUUCCUCCUUCACUCACCUCCCCAAUUCCGCGGUUCACUCAUUCUUCUUCCGCCGCGCGCCGCCGCCUCCGCGUGGCGUGAUGGGCAUCGCGACGUUGGACCUGCGGCCAGGGGCAGGCCUCGGGCCCUUCUCGCUCGGCAUGGCGCUGUGCGACGCGUUGGCGGAGGUGGAGACGCAGCUGGGCGUCUUCGACAGCAUCGUCGUCAACUACUGCCAGCAGGAGCCGCUGGCGCGCGACAUUGUCAUCGCCUUCCCCCACCUCGGCUUCCGCCUCUGCUUCGACCCGCACGUGCAGCGCCUGCACCGCAUAGACGUGGCGGACAUCUCUCGCCUGCACCUCAGAUUCGGGGCCUCGCUGCUCGGCGGGCCCAUGCAGGCGCCCACAUUCGCCCACGUCUACUCCGUGCUGGGCCCCACCUUUCCAGGCGCCUACAACACCGAAGCCUCCUGCUACACGCUUGCCUACCCGGGCAUGGCGCUGCUCUUCCCCAUCCCCGCCCACCACCACCACUGCUUCCAGCAGCCCUCGCAGGACCUCCCCAUGCAGCUGCCAGACGGCUCGGCGCCGCGCCUCUCACGGGUGGUGCUGCACCUACCGGGGGAGCCGCCUCUGCCCGCGCACGACAGAGCAUGUGCUGCUGGGGUGGCGAGAGACGGCGACGGGGUGAUGGCAGACGCGGCGGCACAAGGGCAGAGAGAAGGGGGGGACGGAGGGCGGGGGGUGGGGGCUCUGGAGUGCGGGGAGGGGGAUGGCUUGGGGCGGGCGGCAGAGCGGUUUGCAGCGCUGCCGCUGGUGAUGGCGAAUGGGGCGGUGUACAUGGAGCCGCUGAUGGUGCAGCCAGGCGAGGCCAUCCUUUUCUCACACGGCGGCCAGCGCAUCGCCUUUGGUGACUCCGCGCAGGACGUGUGGUCAGAGCUGGGGCGGCCGUGCUUCAUGGGCGCCAAGCACCACGCCGCCAAGGCCAUCCACACCGCCCUCGCUCCCCCUGCCCUCUCCUCCUCGCCCGCGUCCCCCCUCAUCCAUCCCUCCUCCCCCUCACUUGCCUCCUCCGCGCCUCUGUCCUCCUCGCCCCCUGACUAUGUCUGGAGCUACUACACUCGCGGACUCGACAUCAUUUUCAGCGGGCAGGGCUACGAGGUGAGCAAGUUCGUGCUGCACACCAACCUGCCCGGCCAGCCCGACUUCAACGACUAUGUCAAGUGCAACUUCCGCAUCCCCGCGCCACGCGCACCCGCUGCUGCACCUGCACUGCCGGACCCGUCCCUCUUAGUCACUCCUGACUCCAAGUGGGGCCAUGUUCAGACGCUUUUUGGGGGCGGUGGGCGGGUGGCCAUACAGACUGCGGGAGCCCUGCACAGGGCCUUUGGCCCCACCUUUGUGUACGGUUUCCGCCACGUUGCGUUUGAGGUGUUGAAAAAUGGUCACAUUUGUACAGUCACGCUCUUCAAAGCGCCUUGAUGUAAAUACCGAGAAGAAUGCCAUGUAAAUACCGAGAAGAAUUAACGACAUUAGUAGGUGAUCCUAGACGUCUUGUAAAUUUGUGUAAAUAUAUAGUGCAGUAAGAUAUUCCUUUUAGGUGAAUGAAAUGGUUCUCGACUCGGUCUGUAUGUAUCGAUAGGGUUUG